AACAAACGGAAGGGACACCGCCGGCAUUCCAUAACGGCUAGCCUCGGAGAAGAGAACCGAAGGGAAGGGAAGACCCCAGAUCUCCGCCCGCCGGCAGCCAUGCCAUCGGACGCCGACUCCGCCGCCGCGCUCCCCCUCACCCUCGACCUCGAGGACUUCAAGGGGGACUUCUCCUUUGACGCGCUGUUCGGGGGCCUGGUGGACGAGCUACUCCCGGAGUACCGCGGGGACGACGACGCCGCGCCAGCGCCGCCGCCGCCGCCCGUGCUCGGGGCAGCCCCGCCCGUCUUCCCAGCCGUUGACGAGCUGCUAGGUCUCUUCAAGCACUCGUGCAAGGAGCUUGUCGACCUCCGCAGGCAGAUUGAUAAGAGGCUCCAGAAUCUGAAGAAGGAGGUGGCCGUGCAGGACGCCAAGCAUCGAAAGACCCUCGGGGAGCUUGAGAAAGGUGUGGAUGGACUAUUUGAUAGCUUUGCUAGGUUGGAUUCCCGCAUAUCCAGUGUUGGUCAAACAGCUGCGAAAAUUGGUGACCAUUUACAGAGUGCAGAAUCUCAGAGGGAAACUGCUAGCCAGACAAUAUAUCUUAUCAAGUAUCUGAUGGAGUUCAACAGCACACCUGGGGACCUUAUGGAACUUUCUCCAUUAUUUUCUGAUGACAGUCGUGUUGCUGAGGCUGCUUCAAUUGCACAGAAAUUGCGAUCAUUUGCCGAGGAGGAUGUUGGUAGACAUGGUGUAACAUCAGCUGUAGGUUCUGCUAAUGCAAGCCGUGGUUUGGAGGUUGCUGUUGCGAAUCUGCAAGAAUAUUGUAAUGAGUUGGAGAAUCGAUUGUUAGCUCGGUUUGAUGCUGCAUCACAGAGACGAGAGUUGUCUACAAUGGCACAAUGUGCUAAAAUAUUGUUGCAGUUCAAUCGAGGAACCAGUGCUAUGCAACACUAUGUUGCAACACGACCAAUGUUUAUUGAUGUGGAAAUUAUGAACACUGAUAUUCAAGUUGUUCUUGGCGACGAGGGGCUGCAAGCUGACUCUAAUAGCAUCGCAGAUGGUCUCUCUACAUUGUACAAGGAAAUUGCAGAAACUGUGAGGAAAGAGGCAACUACAAUAAUGGCUGUCUUUCCUUCUCCAAAUGAGGUCAUGGCAAUUCUUGUGCAGCGAGUGCUAGAACAAAGGGUGACAACAAUUCUUGAUAGACUUCUGAUAAAGCCCUCUCUUGCUAGCUUGCCUCCUCUUGAGGAAGGAGGCCUUCUACAAUAUCUAAGGGUUCUGACAGUUGCAUACGACAAGACAAAAGAACUUGCUAAGGAAUUGCAGUCUGUUGGUUGUGGGGAUUUGGACAUAGAAGGUCUCACUGAAUCCAUAUAUGUUGCACACAAAGACGAGUACACAGAAUUUGAGCAGGCAUCACUCAGACAGCUAUAUCAAUCAAAGAUGGCUGAACUGAGAGCUGAGGCCAAGCAACAAUCUGAGUCAACUGGUUCAAUCGGACGUGCAAAAGGAGCAUCUUUGACAACAUCACCACAGCAGCAGAUAUCUGUUACUGUAGUAACGGAAUUUGUUCGCUGGAAUGAGGAAGCCAUAUCCAGAUGCACACUGUUGUUUUCUCAGCCUACUACUGUUGCAGCUAAUGUCAGAUCCAUAUUUGCAUGCUUGCUUGAUCAAGUGAGCCAAUAUCUAACCGAAGGGCUUGAUCGUGCUAGAGAGAGUUUAAAUGAGGCUGCAGCUUUGCGGGAUAGAUUUGUCAUCGGGACAAGUGUUAGUAGAAGAGUGGCUGCUGCUGCUGCUUCUGCGGCAGAAGCAGCAGCUGCUGCUGGUGAGAGUAGCUUUAGAUCCUUCAUGAUUGCCGUGCAGCGUUGUGUCAGUAGUGUAGCUAUUCUUCAGCAGUACUUCUCAAAUACCAUAUCUCGGCUCCUGCUGCCUGUCGAUGGUGCUCACCCAUCUGCUUGUGAAGAUAUGGGAUCAGCAGUGUCAGUGGUCGAGGCUGCUGCUCACAAAGGACUGUUACAAUGUAUUGAUACUGUCAUGUCUGAGGUCGAAAGAUUGUUGUCUUCGGAACAGAAGGCUACAGAUUAUCGGUCACCGGAUGAUGGAGCUGCACCAGAUCAUCGGCCAACUAAUGCUUGCAUAAGAAUUGUUGCCUAUCUCUCUCGUGUUCUUGAGGUUGCAUUCAGUGCCCUAGAAGGUCUCAACAAACAGUCCUUUUUGACUGAGCUGGGAAAUCGCUUGCAUAAGGGGCUGCUUAAUCAUUGGCAGAAGUUCACAUUUAGUCCCAGCGGUGGGCUGAGGUUGAAACGUGACAUCACUGAAUACGGGGACUUUGUUCGUAGCUUCAGUGCUCCAUCCAUAGAUGAGAAGUUCGAACUUCUUGGAAUCAUGGCGAAUGUCUUUAUUGUUGCACCAGAAAGUUUAGCAUCCUUGUUAGAAGGAACCCCCAGCAUCCGGAAGGACGCCUUAAGAUUUAUUCAGCUCAGGGAUGACUAUAAGACGGCAAAAAUUGCUUCAAUGCUUAACAGUAUCAUGUCCGAAUAAUCAGUACCUGAAGAGCAUUAUGUUUGAGCGGCAGACACUGUUGCCGCAUAUCUACGGUGCACAACUAUCAAAUGCUCCAGGGUUCCCCCAAAUGAUUUUGACAAUUGAUGUCACGUGUAUAGCAGAGCUUCAGAAUUCUGUUAAUCCUAUGGGUUCCUUUUCCUGUUUUUGGGGUUGCUCAGUUUGACUUGUACAUGUGGUUCAUCCAGGUCUAUAAAUAAUUUGUACUUGUACAAGCAUUAUAUAAAGUUGUAUUUGCAAAACCGAA
This is a messenger RNA of Phragmites australis (common reed), 2788 nucleotides long. RefSeq names its product exocyst complex component 5-like. Gene Ontology annotation, biological process: Golgi to plasma membrane transport; exocytosis. Lineage: Eukaryota; Viridiplantae; Streptophyta; Magnoliopsida; Poales; Poaceae. The transcript has 24 exons. Gene Ontology annotation, cellular component: cytoplasm; exocyst. Bases 100 to 2520 code for a protein of 806 amino acids. The record is from RefSeq and is a predicted model, not a curated record.